GCCAGGUGGACCACAUGCUGCUGCUGCUGCUACUUUGAACAUUACUGUCUGGUAUUGUUUUUUUAAACUCGUGAUAUAUGGGUGUUGAACUUGCCGUGAACACUGUGAAUAUUCAACAUCACUCCUGUUUAGUAAAUAAAGGUUAUGGUAUUUUACCUCAUUGGUCUGGGGUUGGGUGACCCCCACGAUGUGACAGUGCGGGGGUUGGAGGUCAUUAAGAAGUGUCAACGAGUCUACUUGGAAGCAUACACCUCAAUUAUCAGUGGUGGAAAGGAGGCAUUGGAGAAAUUUUAUAAUCGUGAGGUUAUUUUGGCUGAUCGGGAGCAGGUGGAGCAGGCAUCAGAUGACCUGUUUGUAGGUGCUGGGUCAAUUGAUGUUGCAUUACUGGUGGUUGGAGACCCACUUGGUGCCACCACACAUACAGAUCUGAAGCUGCGUGCCCACCAGUUGGGUAUUCCUGUUGAGGUCAAGUUACUUUUAUAAUUGCCUCUCUUAUGCCA
Molecule: messenger RNA, 500 nt
Organism: Cherax quadricarinatus
Lineage: Eukaryota; Metazoa; Arthropoda; Malacostraca; Decapoda; Parastacidae
Source: RefSeq, a predicted model, not a curated record